Petromyzon marinus (sea lamprey) is the source of this 1615-nucleotide messenger RNA. It is a transcript of the gene PIN4, whose product is annotated as peptidylprolyl cis/trans isomerase, NIMA-interacting 4. Gene Ontology annotation, molecular function: DNA binding; peptidyl-prolyl cis-trans isomerase activity. Gene Ontology annotation, biological process: rRNA processing. Lineage: Eukaryota; Metazoa; Chordata; Hyperoartia; Petromyzontiformes; Petromyzontidae. The record is from RefSeq and is a predicted model, not a curated record.
GUCCCCCCUCCUCCGCCUUCUUCUUGCCUGGGUCUCGGCUACCCCGCAGGGUCUCCGCAAGGGCCCCCCUUUCUCCUCGCAAGGCCCCCCUUUCUCCUCGCAAGGGCCCCCCUUUCUCCUCUCCUCGCAUAUCCCCACCCCCCGCCGAAGAGAUGGGGCCUAAAGCGAAGGGAGGCGGCAAGGGGGCGAGCAAAGGGGGUGGCGCGGCAGCUGAUGGAGACGGGGAGAGCGGUGGAGGCAAGAAGGGCUCCGUGCCCAAGGGAGGCGGCACAUCCGUCAAGGUGCGCCACAUCCUGUGCGAGAAGCACGGCAAGGUGAUGGAGGCGAUGGAGAAGCUAAAGAGCGGCGUCCGGUUUAACGAGGUGGCGACUAACUUCAGCGAGGACAAGGCUCGCCAAGGAGGCGACCUCGGCUGGAUGGUGCGAGGUUCCAUGGUGGGGCCUUUUCAGGAAGCGGCCUUUGCGUUGCCCGUGAGCUCCCUGGCCAGCCCGGUGUACACCGACCCUCCCGUCAAAACCAAGUUCGGAUACCACAUCAUCAUGGUGGAAGGUCGCAAGUGAAGCCGGCGGAUACUGGCGGAAAUCGCCGGACGGACGGACGCCGAGAACCGCUCGCAAGGCUGCGGCGGCUGUGGUCCCUCGUCUCCACAACGAAAACACGAGCAGCGGCUCGCGUUUGUGACGCACUCCGAACGGGACGAACGCCUCCGUCCGUUGAUCUCACGGCAGCCGUGGAGGGAACAUUUGCCUUCGGAUACUUCGGCGUAUCGUCUCCGUCGAUUGCGAUCGUCGUGGUUUCACAAUGUUAACGGGUAAUUAGUUAAUUUGGACUUUGCACAAUUCUCAUACUUGUGAACCCCUUAUCAGUGCCUACCUGAUUACAGACCAAUUCAGACCUUAUUGGUCACCCCGUACCCUUAUAUAAAUCUCAACGUUAAUCCUACAAAGUCCCAUCACAAGGGAGAAACACAAAAAAAAUAUUUUGCCCGUAUACAAACGGCUGCAUGGACAUGAAAACUCAAGGCUAUCUGGAAGGCACUUUGUUUCACAGACGAGUAUAGCCUGCCAGUAGGGGGCCAACGUUGCUAUGUGGUUACCUCGUUAGGGUGAAAGAGCCGGUUGCAUAACGUGCGGUGUAAUUUUCAAAAUCUGCCAAAUUUGCACCGUGACACUGGCACACAACGGCCUAGGCUCUUCUGAAUGACCUCACGGGAUCUUUAACGUCCACUCUCAACGCGCACGGCGGCCACGUCACGCCGCAUUAUUAACCAGGACGGCCAACGGGGCUUGAACCACGAACAUUCACCGCACGCGGCGAACACGCUACCGUUCGACUACGUCACCUGACUCCUGCUACUACUUGUGGUAACCACUGGGAACAACCCCCACCCCCCCCCCCCCAAUAUUCCAUAUUAGUGGGGGGCUCGCCCUGCUCCCCUACUCACGGGGGGGCGCAGGGUCUCGGCCACGCUCGGCCGCCGACGCCGCCUGCGUUGCGGUUGCAGGCUCCUGUUUUCUCGCGCUCGCCUCCGAUGAGCGCCGUUGGUGGCUACGUACGGCGCGAAGGAAGUUCACCGCACGCCCGCGUUCAAUAAACGACCGGCGCGGGAGACUGG